Molecule: messenger RNA, 363 nt
Organism: Paramecium tetraurelia
Lineage: Eukaryota; Ciliophora; Oligohymenophorea; Peniculida; Parameciidae
Exons: 2
Source: RefSeq, a predicted model, not a curated record
AUGAUAGUUAAUUUGAAGGAAAAUUUUACUUUCCCAAAAUAAUGUAAAGUAUAUCAUCAACCCAAUGAUGAGGGUUUUAAGAAAGAAAAGCAUUUUUAAUAUAGUACAUUUCCACUUAAGUUAAACGACUAGUAUUUUUCAAGGCCAAGAUUGGAAUUCUUGAAUCACAAGAAUCCAUUUUAAGUUCAUUAUUUUCCGAAGACUUAGAUUGACAUUCUCAGAUUUGAUUAAGCACACAUCUAUAAGUAGUGGUUUAGACACUUGGUUAAAUCAGAUUAAAGGAGGUAAAGUAGAACUAAUGGAUUUGGUUUAUCAUAGCAUGAAUUUGUUGAAAAAAAUGAAAUAGAAUAAAUUGUAAAUUGA